This is a messenger RNA of Leptopilina heterotoma, 1179 nucleotides long. RefSeq lists its product as uncharacterized. Gene Ontology annotation, biological process: sensory perception of taste. The transcript is spliced from 7 exons. Gene Ontology annotation, cellular component: axon; dendrite; neuronal cell body. The record is from RefSeq and is a predicted model, not a curated record. NCBI's taxonomy places the organism in Eukaryota, Metazoa, Arthropoda, Insecta, Hymenoptera, Figitidae. Bases 100 to 1179 code for a protein of 359 amino acids.
GAACAAGACAAGACCUACAUAUAUGCCACUGUCAAUUGUCAUUUGAAGACAUGAAUUUAAGCUGCUUUAUUCUAAAGGGAAUAAUUCUUGAUAACGAGAAUGGAACUUGAAAAGGAAUUAUUCACAACGGAAAUUUUCCACUACGAUCAGAUUGGCCUCUGGACCAAGAGGCAAGUUAAUGAUAAAUUCCAUGGACCCGAUUCGACUCUCUUUGAGGCUGUAUCGCCCAUCUUUUACAUAAUCAGAGUUCUUGGAUUGGCGCCCUAUCGAUUUUAUAAAAAUCGCCUCGUAUCAUCCAAUUCACACUUAUUCUACACGUUCGCUGCAAUUUUAAUUAAUUCUUACGUCACUAUCACGACUUUUCAUCGAUUUCUGAAUGAGGAGGAUAAGAAAUUUGUCCUAUCCACAACUGAACGAGCAAAGGAAAGUUCAAUUUUAAUAAAUAAAAAAAUAAAAUUUUACGGUUGGAUUUUAUUAGUUGGAAGUUUUUUGAUAUGGUUGUAUAUUAAUCAAACGGGUAUGUACGCAUUUAUGGAGUCUGCAGUGCAAAAUAUCAGUUAUAUGUUUGCCUACAUUGGAAGUUCAUUUUCGGUUUUUAAAUUUUCUGGAAUUACCUCAAUCAUUGGACAAAGAUUUAAGCAUUUAAAUAAAAUUACCUGCGAUUCAAGUCCCAGUAGAGAUCAUUUUUUGGUAUCGCCGGAUGUCGAUCAAAAGGUAGUGCAAAAAUUAAGAAGAGAUUUAAUGAAGGCGAGCGAAAAAUUAAAUUCACUCUAUUAUUGGUCAUUAUUACUGUGGCUUUUUAAUUUGAGUUUUCAUACAGUGAGUGGAAUGUAUUUUUUCAUUCAGUAUUUGAAAAAGGACGAUGAAACAAUUGACUUUCCGAUUUAUUGUUGUUUGGGCGGUUGGGUAAUUGCUUUUGUUAUACAACUUACACUUUUGAAUUACGCCUGUCAUUUUGCAUGUUCAGAGGCUAAUCGUAUGGGAUAUAUUUUACUAAACUGGCGACGAUGGCAGUAUUAUCAUAAUCCAAAAAUGGAUUUCGAAUCAACGAUACAUCUCAUGAAUUACAAAUUGAACUUCUCAGCAGGCGGUUGUUGCUACGUGAAUUUGCCACUGCUACGAAAAAUAUCUGGUUUACUAACAACGUAUCUGAUAAUUUUGCUUCAACUUCCUAAUUAA